Messenger RNA from Notolabrus celidotus (New Zealand spotty), 1584 nucleotides. RefSeq names its product zinc finger BED domain-containing protein 1-like. NCBI's taxonomy places the organism in Eukaryota, Metazoa, Chordata, Actinopteri, Labriformes, Labridae. Gene Ontology annotation, biological process: regulation of transcription by RNA polymerase II. Gene Ontology annotation, molecular function: protein dimerization activity. Gene Ontology annotation, cellular component: nucleus. The transcript has 2 exons. The coding region runs from base 89 to 838 and encodes 249 amino acids. The record is from RefSeq and is a predicted model, not a curated record.
AACUUACUUCAGCGCUGGGUAGACAUGUGUUUCAUGUUUCAAUUAAUUUGUCCAAGGUGUGGCCCUUUCGCCUCCUUAACCGACACCCAUGUUGCUUUUUUUGAGUGUAGUGAAGGCCCUCUCCGUCAUUGCCCCACAUGCACAGCUCCUGGCCGACUUCACCCCUGCACCAGAGGAUGACCCGAUGACCCAUGAAAUCAAGCAUGCCAUCCGGGAAGAUUUGAGGAAGAGAUACACAUGUACAAAAGAGAGGCACACACUCCAUACAGCACCUGCCCUCGAUCCUCGCUUUAAAGCUCUUCCAUUCCUUUCAGAGGAUGAAAACGUGGAGACAUACAGCAGAGUGACUACAGAGGCUGCAUCCCUCGAGGUGGUAAGAGAAGAUGCUGAAGUCUCUGAGAGGGAAUGUGAUUACAUGGCUGAGGGGUAUGAUGACGGUGAGGAGGAUGGCGCAGUUGGAAAGGUUCGAGACAAAGCCCCAAAGCUGGAGGAGUACAGCCCCCCCACCUCAAGACCAUCUUCUCUGACUGCACUGCUGGGCCAAACCUUUAGUGUUGUCACCACAGUGGUGCCCAAGUCGGCACAAACCAGGGCUGAGGAAGAGGUUCACAUGUAUCUGGAGGCCACUUCACUUCCUCUCACUGAUGACCCCCUUGAGUGGUGGAGAAGCAACGAUCCUGUGUAUCCUCUCCUAGCCAAGGGCCUAACGAUACUUACUGUAUGUAUCCCAGGUACGAGUGUUGCAGCAGAGAGUGUUCUCCACUGUGGGGGACAUUGUGUCAGCACAACGGAGCACACUCACUCCACAACAUGUGGACCAGCUGGUCUUCCUCCAUAAGAAUCUGGUCAUUCCAGAGCAAUGAAUGUUAAGUACAACUUGAUCACUCUCCAUUUACAGUGUGUUGUGUUCUGUCCUUGUGCUCUACAGUAUAUAAGCUACAGUAAGUUGGUUCUACCUCUAAAGGAAAUAAGUCUUCCAUUUAAUUGUUGUUGUAAUGAGAGUGCAAAGAAUCUGGUCAUUCUAGACCACUGAUUGUUGUUUAGUAAAAUUUGAUCAGCCAAAACACAAUGUGUUGUGUUAUUUCUGUGUUCUAUAAAGGUGCAAGGCAUUACACAGCUGUAAACACACACAGUUAAAAAGCUUCAUUUUUGUUCUACAGAAAAAAGUAGUUUGUAACACAGGUACAGAGAACUAUACAAGGUUCUACCAAUGGAAAGCCUCUCUGCGAUGUUAAAAGGGAACAAUAUUUUUUUAAAUUUGGCAACCAGUCUUAGUUUAUAUACCUUAUGAAAUUACAGACUUAUUACAGAAAGGUGGAGUGCCUCCAUAUUUGAACCUUAUUUUAUAAAUAAGAAUUGGAUUUUCCUAUCUCCUUUUGCUUUUUUGGCGGGAUGUGGUUUGCCCUCUCCUUCUCUUUGGAGGGUUUGUGUCAUGGUGCCAUAUAUCUGUUGACCUCUUUACCAAUGUGUGUUUUACUACUUAAGCAGCAUAUGCUAUGAGAUAUUACUAUCUGGCUGUGAGUCUUGAUCUGGGGGCUGUUGGGUCAUUAUCUUCUGGUUUUGUUUUGUUUUUGUCUUGUAAAU